ACACCGUUCCCUCCAAGCAGAAAUGUCAAAAUGGCGUCAACGCAGGACGCUUGGUAUAUUUCUUUACUGGGUUUAGCGGAACAUUUCCGUACAUCUAAUCCUCCUGACAUAAAAAGUUGCAUUCAGUGUCUACAAGCAGUAUUUAAUUUCAAACCUCCGCAAAGAGUCGAGGCCCGUACCCACUUACAACUCGGUAAUAUCCUUUUGACACACACUAAAAACAUCGACUUGGCGAGAAACCACUUGGAACAGAGCUGGUGCCUGUCGCAGACGAUCAAUGGGUUCGAUGAUGUUAAGUUCGAGGCGGCGAGUGUCCUGGCAGAGCUGUUCGAGCAGCAGGGCCAGCCGACACACUCCAAACCCAUACUCAGAAAGGCGAUUGAGUUAUCACAACACAGCGUUUAUUGGCACUGUAGAUUAAUAUUCCAAUUGGCACAAAUUCAUGCAACGGAAAGAGAAUAUGAGGUAGCCAGCAGCCUACUUGGUGUAGGUGUUGACUACGCACAGAUAUCCAAUGCAGCUUACACGAGGGUGUUGUUUUUACUAAGUAGGGUAAUGUUACUAUUAAUUGAUAAGAAAAUUCAGGAAGUGUUACCAUUAUUGAACCAAGCCGGCCAUUUGGUUGACACAUGGACGGGUAGUCCACAUCAAAAAGAAUACUUGAAAGUUUUCUUUCUAGUACUACAGGUAUGUCAUUAUCUGAUGGCUGGUCAAGUGAAGAGUGUGAAGCCGUGUCUCAAGCAACUGCAGCAAAGCAUCCAGACUAUCAUGGCGCCAACGUGGCCAGAUGACGACACGGUAUGCGGCAGUGCUGCUGGGGAGUCGUUUGUGUGGCUGUCACGGCAGCAGCUGUACGUGCUGGUAUACCUCGUCACCGUAAUGCACUCAGCGCAAGCUGGCUACAUGGACAAGGCACACAAGUAUACAGAGAAGGCUCUGGCGCAGAUAGACAAACUCACGUCGAGCGACGAGGGUGAAAGCACCGGCGUGGCGGCACGGAGCGGGGCGGCGCUAGCGUGGCGGCUGCGGAUGGCGCUGGUGGAGCACGCGGCGCUCUGCCGCCUCGUCGCCGGCGGGAAGGCCCACGCGCUUCACGAGAUCGCGCGCGCCGCGCACCUGCUGACUAUCGCGCCCGAUGGUGUGACGGCGGCGGCGCAUACACCGCAGCUGCACUGUCUGCUGGGUCUAUACGCCAUGUCCAUGAACUGCAUGGAGGCAGCAGAGGCGCAGUUCCACACCGCGAUACACAUGUCACAAGAGAGGGAUCUAUGGAUGUUCGCUAAGCUGAAUCUGGCUAUUGUAUAUUUAAGAGAAAGACGAGACAAUGAUCUAGCACAGUUAAUGGAACAGGUCCGACCGGAAGCGCUACCACCGUACGCGCACGGCCUGCGAGCGGCGUCGUAUUACGUGCUGGGGCUGCAGGCGUUCUUUCAGGCCAGAUAUAAUGAAGCCAAACGAUACCUCCGAGAAACUCUCAAAAUGGCGAACGCUGAAGAUCUAAACCGGCUAACGUCGUGUUCGCUAGUGCUACUCGGCCACAUAUUCUUGUCCAUCAACAACUCGCGCGAGAGCAUGAACAUGGUGACGCCGGCCAUGCAGCUCGCUAGUAAAAUACCCGACGUGCACGUACAGCUGUGGGCGUCCGCCAUCUUGAAAGACCUAUACCGGCUCGCGGGGGACACGGAGCGCGAGAACGAGGCGUACCAGAUGCACUGCAACUUCUCGCAGGCGCUCCUCAAGGACCACUUCCAGGCGACGCAGCUGCCGCAGCACGCGCUUAUCACGUGGACCACCGGCCCGCCCCCCGCGCUGCCGCCGCCGCCCCCCUCGCACACCUCAUAGGAGGAAAUAAAGGUGCCUAGUGGCACUCCUGUAUAGUCCUUGAUACCUUAGGUGUCAAUCAAGGUUCGCGGGGCUAAGGAUACCUCCUAGUGGUACUCUUAUAUACCUGUAAGAACACUUAAGUCACUCAAGGUUCAACGGUGCAUAGCGGUACUCCUGUAUAGUCCUUGUGACAGAG
Aricia agestis (brown argus) is the source of this 2020-nucleotide messenger RNA. It is a transcript of the gene Mau2, whose product is annotated as MAU2 chromatid cohesion factor homolog. Gene Ontology annotation, molecular function: protein binding; double-stranded DNA binding. NCBI's taxonomy places the organism in Eukaryota, Metazoa, Arthropoda, Insecta, Lepidoptera, Lycaenidae. The record is from RefSeq and is a predicted model, not a curated record. The coding region runs from base 31 to 1842 and encodes 603 amino acids. Gene Ontology annotation, cellular component: chromatin; SMC loading complex. The transcript has 12 exons. Gene Ontology annotation, biological process: maintenance of mitotic sister chromatid cohesion; mitotic sister chromatid cohesion.